UUUUAGGGUUCUUCCAAGAUUAGGGUUUCUUAGGGCUUUUCGACGAUGAGGGCGCUUGGGUGAAAUCAGCGCGAUCGAUUGGGGAGCUAGAGAGAGCGAGAGGAUUAUGGGGCAGACGUUCCGGAAGCUGUUCGAUAGCUUGUUUGGGAACAAGGAGAUGAGGGUAGUGAUGCUGGGGCUGGAUGCCGCCGGCAAGACAACGAUCCUGUUCAAGCUACACAUAGGGGAAAUCCUCUCCACGGUUCCAACAAUUGGAUUUAACGUGGAGAAGGUCCAGUACAAGAAUGUGGUGUUCACGGUGUGGGAUGUUGGUGGCCAGGAGAAGCUAAGACCGCUCUGGAAGCACUACUUUAGCAGCACCGAUGCUCUGAUCUAUGUCGUGGACUCGUUCGACAAGGACCGGAUCGACAAAGCCGCCCUGGAAUUCCAAGCGAUUGUGAACGAUCCACUGAUGAGAAACAGCGCCAUCCUGGUGUUCGCAAACAAGCAAGACAUGAAGGGCGCCAUGUCUCCCACGGAGAUCUGCGCGGUGCUGGGGCUGGGAAAGAUGCGAGACCGACGGUGGCACGUCCAAGCAGCGUGCGCGAUCAAAGGCGAGGGUCUGUACGAAGGAUUGGACUGGCUGGCCGCGACGCUCAAACAUAUGCAAGCCGUGGGGGUUCCCACCUCGGUUGGAGGGCCAAGAACAGUGAGCUGACCCACACAAUCAUACAACGCUAAAGUAUUUUGAGUGAUAUUCCACCUCACAAAAGGUGGCAUAGGCACAAUGUAGCUAUAGCUGAAUAAGUCAAGGUUGAUGAUACCACUUUUUCUUUUC
Molecule: messenger RNA, 817 nt
Organism: Selaginella moellendorffii
Lineage: Eukaryota; Viridiplantae; Streptophyta; Lycopodiopsida; Selaginellales; Selaginellaceae
Product: ADP-ribosylation factor
Exons: 6
Coding region: 107-697 (196 amino acids)
Biological process (GO): vesicle-mediated transport; intracellular protein transport
Cellular component (GO): cytoplasm
Molecular function (GO): GTP binding; GTPase activity
Source: RefSeq, a predicted model, not a curated record